AUGUCGAGAAAGAAAGGCAAACUUGGCAACCUUCUUGGCGAUGGUGCCCGUGACGAGCAGCUUUCCGUUUCGGCGAAGUACGCCAAAAAGUACAACGAAAAGAAAGACAGGAUCGAAGCAGCCAGGGCUGCGCAGAUUUUUGCAGAUGAGGAUGUGGAUAACACCUCUGAGGAAUCUACGGAGGAUGAGAAUGCAAACUUGUUGACACAGCACGUGGAAUCGAAGAUUUUCGACACCUUGACAAAAAUCAAGGCCAAAGACCCCUCGAUCUACCAGAGCAGCACGUCUUUCUUCGACGACGAAGAUUUCAAGGAUUCCGCUGGAGCCGCUAAAGCAGACAAGCCGGCGAUGCAAAAGAUGACCUACAAAAACUUCAUCAGGACUACACUUAUGAAAGAGGGAGCAGAUGCCAUCGCUAGAGAGGAGGAGCAUAUGGAAACGAAGAAACGAAGGAAAACGCCUGCUGAAGAACAGCGGGACUUGCAGGACGAAAUUCGGCAGGCAGCUGGGACUCUGACAACGGAGGAAGACCAAGGCGACGACUUGUUCUCUCUCAAGGAGCAAAGUUUGGAGGAAAGGCAGAGGCAGGACGAGGAGUUUGCCAAGUUCCAGUCCAGAGCCGAGCGGAAAGGCGACAACGCCGAGGCGGUCAUGGCAAACUAUUGGCGAGGUGACGAAGACUUGGACGAGAACGAGCGCUUCUUGCGCGAUUAUGUGAUAAACCGACAGUGGUUGGAGACGGACUCGCUUCAACAAGCUCAUGGCAAAAAAGAAACCAUGGAUUUUGAUGUGGAGGACGAAGAGGACGAGCAUCUGGGCCAGGCAGACGAGUUUGAGAAGGAGUACAACUUCAGAUUCGAGGUUGAGGAGGGCAAGCACAUACAAAGUCAUGCGAGAUUUCCAGAAAACUCUGUUCGCGAUCGGAACGAAAAGAGAAAGCGCCAACGAAAGGAGCGAGCCGAUCGGAAGGAAGCAGAGAAGGUGCGAAGAGCGGAGGAAUUGAAGAGGCUCAAGAACUUAAAGAAGCAGGUGCACUUUCCGUUAGUCGAGAUACAGCACUGA
Messenger RNA from Symbiodinium necroappetens, 1062 nucleotides. The record is from the annotation of a GenBank genome assembly. Lineage: Eukaryota; Dinophyceae; Suessiales; Symbiodiniaceae.